GACAGUGCAGCCAGUGGGAGCUGAUAGUAGUGGAGCAGGUGCUGAUGGGGAAGCUGAGCUCCACAGUCAUGGCUGGCAGCAUGAAAACAGCUCUUCAGCAUCUGCUCAUCCUGAUCUUGUGCCUGCAGAUCGGGGGAGGACAAAAGAAGAAGGAGAACCUUUUAAGUGAAAAGGUUGAACAGAUGAUGGAAUGGAGUUCCCGGCGAUCUGUUAUCCGCAUGAAUGGCGACAAAUUCAGAAGAUUUGUUAAGGCCCCACCACGUAAUUAUUCUGUUAUUGCCAUGUUCACUGCCCUUCAACCUCAGAGACAAUGUUCUGUAUGUAGACAAGCUAAUGAAGAGUAUCAAGUUCUUGCAAAUUCUUGGCGGUAUUCUUCUGCCUUUUCCAACAAACUGUUCUUCACCAUUGUGGACUAUGAUGAAGGAGCAGAUGUUUUCCAGCAGCUAAAUAUGAAUUCAGCCCCCACAUUUAUGCAUUUUCCAGCCAAAGGCAAGCCCAAGAGAGCAGAUACCUUCGAUCUUCAGCGAAUCGGAUUUGCUGCGGAACAACUAGCAAAAUGGAUUGCUGACAGAACAGAUGUUCAUAUUCGUGUUUUUAGGCCACCUAACUACUCUGGAACAAUAGCUUUGGCUUUGCUGGUGUCUCUUGUUGGUGGUUUGCUUUACCUGAGAAGAAAUAAUUUGGAAUUCAUCUACAAUAAGACUGGCUGGGCUAUGGCAGCUCUUUGUGUAGUGUUUGCAAUGACAUCUGGACAAAUGUGGAAUCACAUACGUGGGCCCCCAUAUGCACAUAAAAAUCCACAAAAUGGUCAAGUGAGUUAUAUUCACGGGAGCAGCCAGGCUCAGUUUGUUGCAGAAUCUCACAUUAUCCUGUUGUUGAACGCUGCAAUCACCAUGGGAAUGGUCCUCCUCAAUGAAGCUGCAACCUCAAAAGGAGAUGUUGGAAAAAGAAGAAUUAUAUGUCUAGUGGGACUUGGCCUUGUGGUCUUCUUCUUCAGCUUCCUCUUGUCAAUUUUCCGCUCAAAGUACCAUGGUUAUCCAUACAGUUUUUUAAUUAAAUGAAAUAUUCCAGCAUUCCCAAGAUGUCACAGUUUGUGCUGAAGACAAAGUAUUCCGGCUGGAACACAUGGCAUAUAUAUUCAUUAUUCUCACUUCGCUUGCUGUUUGUUUACUUUAUUGUUUAGUGUUUUGGUGUAUUAAUUUGUGAGCGGAUUUUUAUUGUUAAUGAAAAUGUAAUUAGACUUUUCCAUACAGAAUACACUUAUAGUUGUAAUUCUACAUUUCUAGUGGCGAAAAUCACCAAAUUAAAUGUAGUAGGUUUUCAGCCUUUAUCUCUUAUUUUUAUUGUGGCAUAUCGCCUAUACAUAAUCCUCUUGAUAGGUCUGUCACAUGCCUGGAUUAUCGUCAUCACAGAAAAAAUCAUCUUCAUCUUUUUUUUUCACAAGCUAAAUAAAAAAUAAAGUAAAGAAACAAAUACUGUCAACACUUAAAGGGGAACUCCGGUACAAGACAUCUUAUCCCCUAUCCUGUGGGAAUUUCUGAUUGCAGGGAUCUGACCGCUGGGUCCUCCGCAAUCUCCAGCUCAGCUCUCCGGCGUUCUAAACAUUUAUGUUCGGAACUCCGACCGUACUAGGCUUCAGAGCCAUUGUGGCAACACGCCCCCUCCAUUUAUGUCCAUAGCGCUCGUGUAUCUCCGGAUGUCACAUAGAGAUAUAUGGAGGGCUGAGCAUCGCUGCGUUCAUGCGGAUUACCGGGGAGCCUGGCCGCCACACCCCCCACGAUCAGACACUUAUACCCUAUCUUGUGGAUAGGGGAUAAGAUGUCUAGUACCAGAGUUUAAGUAAUGUUUUCCCAUACUUUUAAACCUCACCAAUAGAGCUUAAAUAUACAGCAGGUCUUCGGAUGUUCAUGAAUAAGUAAGAUAAGAAACAUAUUCCAUUAACUGGAUUUUCCAGACGUUAACACUUAUCACCUAUCCAAAAGUGAUGGGUCCCAUACUGAUCAUUGUAAUUGGGGUUUUGAGACCCUUAUUUCUCCUCAUGACAUAAGUGCUUGGAGGAGAACUUUAAGUGCUUGGAAGAGAUAGUGAUCUAGCUUGCUUGGAACGGCUUUAUUCAAAGUCUGUGGUACAACUGAUAGUGAGCCAAAAACAGUCCUUAGCUGUUUCUAUCAGCCCAAUGAACAUUUAAAGAACCAACAGGGUGCAUGUUCAACUGCUGCUCCAUGCAACCUCCUCCCCUCUGCAGUUGUGCAUUAAUGGGUAUUGGAAGGCUGAAGACCCCCAUUCUAAAGAUCUUUGAUGGUACCAGUGAUGACGACCAACCUCCAUCAGACAUUUAUCUCCUAUCCCUUAAAAAAUGCAGAAGACUAGAAAAUGUUCAGGGUCUUCUUGAACUGUGUAGAAUGUUCUUUUCUAUGUUAAUGUUUCACAGCAAUGUUCAAUUUGCAUAUAAAUUCCAUAACACAAGGCCAUAAAACUCAUCAAUGUUUAUUACCUGUAUUUAUACCUUAUCGGUCUGUUACAUGUAUUCCUAAAAUGUCCAUGGGCACUUAUUUCUUUUGGUGUUACAUUAUUAUUUGUUUUUUUUGAAUGUUCAAUGUAUAAAUUAUAAGCAUAGUUAAAAGAGAAUUGCAGCCUAAUAUAAUAUAUCUCCUAUCCACAGGAUAAGGGAUAAGUGUCUGAUCACGAGGGAGUCCAAACGCUGGGACCCUACCGUGAUCAACUGCAUGGGGCCCCGACUCUGCUGCUUGCUCUCUCUGUGCAAGAGGCGCGUCAGCAGCAGCAUGACAUGGCAGCCGACAUGCUUUCUCCAUGUAUCUCCAUGGGAGAGGCGGAGAUGCAGCGUUUGUGCAUUCCCACCUCUUCCAUAGAGCUGAAUGGACGGGUCGUGUCUGUCAACCUCCUAGUGAGGUCGACAACACAAGCAUUAGCCGCGCAGGGCCACGACAGUGCCGGUCCUUGUAUGGGAGAUUGCAGGGGGGGGGGGGGGGGUCCCAGCAUUCAGACUACCCACACUUAUCCCUAUUCUGCGGAUAGGGGAUAUGUGUCUAUGGCUGCAGAACUCCUUUAAGGUCUCACGUUACCAGGUAAAUGAAUGGCUUCAUGGUGCAUAUUUCAUUAUUUAUUACAUUUGAUUAAUGAUAGACAUUUCUAUUGUUAUGUCAUGUUAGGUUUCUGUAUUAAAAGUACAUAUUGCA
Hyla sarda is the source of this 3197-nucleotide messenger RNA. It is a transcript of the gene TUSC3, whose product is annotated as tumor suppressor candidate 3. Lineage: Eukaryota; Metazoa; Chordata; Amphibia; Anura; Hylidae. The record is from RefSeq and is a predicted model, not a curated record. The transcript is spliced from 10 exons. Gene Ontology annotation, cellular component: oligosaccharyltransferase complex. Bases 45 to 1061 code for a protein of 338 amino acids.